GUUCGUUCUACAUUUGAUUUUUUUUUUUUUCAAUGUUCAGACGGGAAGAAAGCUCCCUUACUUCCUUAUUUGCAGCUUUAAAAAGCCAGACUCGACUUCAUUCAUUCACACAUCGUUCCCACAUCCUGACCGGUGCUGAAAGCUAAAAAAAUCUCUCAAGAUGAACAAAGCUGUGAUCCUCCUGGUCGCUCUGACGCUCUACUGCUGCAUCCCUGAGCUGCAUGCUUCCAAGUUGGGAUGCCGCUGCAUUAAAACGACCUCUACACGCGUCGCUCUAGGAACCGUGGCCAAGGUGGAAGUGACGCCUCCGUCAGGACGGUGCCGCCGUGCAGAAAGAGUCAUCAUCAAGAAAAACGGCUCCAAGGUUUGCAUCAGUUCAGACGCCGGAUGGUUCCCAGAGUUUCUCAACAAACUUAACCAGGAUUAUGAAAACAUCAAUUCAUCCACUGUUUCUCCAACAAUCUUCUGAUGAUCAACCUGAACAGGAAGUGCCUCAUCGAA
This is a messenger RNA of Xiphophorus maculatus (southern platyfish), 501 nucleotides long. RefSeq names its product C-X-C motif chemokine ligand 13 (gene cxcl13). The record is from RefSeq and is a predicted model, not a curated record. Lineage: Eukaryota; Metazoa; Chordata; Actinopteri; Cyprinodontiformes; Poeciliidae. Bases 161 to 469 code for a protein of 102 amino acids. Gene Ontology annotation, cellular component: extracellular region. The transcript has 4 exons. Gene Ontology annotation, biological process: cellular response to lipopolysaccharide; neutrophil chemotaxis; inflammatory response. Gene Ontology annotation, molecular function: CXCR chemokine receptor binding; chemokine activity.